UUUCAGAUCAACUAAAAAUGAUUUAUUUGGAAGAAAGAGAACGUUUAACGGCUGCAGCUACCUUGGCAGCACAAAAAGCAGCGAGCGCUGCAGGUAUGCGUCCAGCUGCGGCACUCUACUCUGCUCAACAACGAGUAUUUGUUAAAGCAAAUAAUAGGAAUGGGUUGGGAUUAAGUGGAGGAAGAAGAAGAAAUACUAAUAAUGGACACAAUUUGCCUAGUGUGGGCGUUCCUCGGGUUCUUCCUAGAACGAAUCCUUUGGAUCAGCGGCUCCAAGAGUUGGGGCGAAUUUAUAGUGGAAGUACCAAAAGCCGAAACAAUUCUGCUAUAUCUGACGCAGCAGUUGCAGCAACAAAUACAAUAACUAGUGAAGCUUCUGCUAAUGCAGAAUUUCAAAAGAAAAAAUAUCUAAAUCGAAAUAAUCCCUCAAAAUCUCAACAGAAAUUAAGCAAUACCAAAUCUGAAGCAGAUUUGUUAGCAAGAAGUGGGAGAAGUGAAGAAAAGAAAAUUUUAGAAGGGGAAAAGCACAGAAGAUGUGAAUGUUUGAAUAAAGAAUAAAAUACCUAUUUAUUUU
Messenger RNA from Meloidogyne enterolobii, 573 nucleotides. Lineage: Eukaryota; Metazoa; Nematoda; Chromadorea; Rhabditida; Meloidogynidae. The record is from the annotation of a GenBank genome assembly.